Phoenix dactylifera (date palm) is the source of this 1795-nucleotide messenger RNA. The record is from RefSeq and is a predicted model, not a curated record. NCBI's taxonomy places the organism in Eukaryota, Viridiplantae, Streptophyta, Magnoliopsida, Arecales, Arecaceae.
UCGAACUUUUUAAAGUUACAACAGGAGUUACAGUGACAUUUUUGACUCCAGUACAUCAAAAGAGACAUGAUAAAAAUCUACAAGAAUGCUGUGCAGUGCUCAUGAAAACAUCCAUAUCCAAUAAUGUCAAUCCCAAAACAUCUUCUUUAGAUGUUGUCUCCAUGUUCCCUGCCUGGAUUGAAGGUAAUGGCGUUCGUUCUGGUUCAAUGCUCAUGGUUCUUAUCGAGUCCACUUGGUAACGUUCGUUUUGGAAAGGAUAAAAUAAUUAAUGCUCUUCUCACGCGCAUGAUACAUCAUCAUGCACAUUAACGUGGCACCGCCAGUUUUGUUCUGGUCUCAGUUUUGCUUCGGCCUCAGAUCUCUUCUCCCUCUUCUGAUCUUAAAACCGGAGCAGCCCCAACAUCAAACACUUUAGAUGCAAAGAGAGCCUCCCAUGGAGAUCUAGGGUUAGGUUUUCACCCCCUCUGCUAUUUCUUGCCUCUGCCCCCCUUCUUCGAACAAGAGAUCUGGGAUUGAGGUUUUGGACCUCCACCGCCGGGAUGUCAUCCACCUCCUGGCGCGACGGCUACGGGGCCAUCCCCACCGCCCCGGAGGCCGCGGUGGCCUCCACCUCCCGCGCCGCGGAGCUCUUCGGCCGGGCCAAGGAGCGGGGCGGGGCCCUCAUCGCCACCCGCCGGCCGUGGCGCGAGCUCGCGGAUCCCACCGCCUUCGGCCGCCCCUACAGCUACGGCGAGGCCAUGGCCCGCGUCCGCCGCAACCUCUCCUACUUCCGCGUCAAUUACGCCCUCGUCGUCCUGUUCGUCCUCUUCUGCAGCCUUCUCUGGCACCCCGUCUCCAUGAUCGUCUUCCUCGUCGUCUUCGUCGCUUGGUUCUUCCUCUACUUCUUCCGCGACGGGCCUCUCGUGCUCUUCGGGCGUGAGAUCGAUGACCGUCUGGUCCUCUUCGCCCUCUCCGUUGUCACAGUUGUCGCCCUGGUGUUCACGCAUGUCGGAUUGAACGUCCUGGUCUCGCUGAUCAUCGGUGCCGUGCUCGUAGUGUUGCAUGCGGCGUUUAGGGUUACCGAGGACCUCUAUCUCGACGAACAAGAAGCUGCCGGUGGGGGAUUGCUCUCGGUUGUCGGCAGCCCCACGCGCCGUGCCUACGGCCGAGUGUGAUUCGUGUUUCUGAUGGCUUCUUGAGAUUGGAGAUUUUGGUUUGUGUUGCUGACUAGGGGUCUAGCCGCUGGUUUUGAAGAAAGUUUUGCUGCCUGUGUUUUUAAAAGUUGGAUUUUUGAAGAAUACCGACUCCACCGAUCGUCGUGCCGUCGCGGGGACUGUCCAUGCAUUAUGCAGUGCGUUGCAAGAUUGUAGUAUACAUUUGGGGACUUGUUUGUAGCUCAUGGGGUUAUCAUUUUGGAGCCUAUGGAGGGAUAGUAUGUGACUAAUGGCUUACUUUCACAAACUGUUUUUUUCCUCGAAUCUUCGCCAAAAUGAAAGGUCAAUGAUUGUUAAAGGAAAGCAAUUAAUUCUUUGGAGCCUGAUGGGCAAUUAUUAUUGCUACUACAAGCCUCUUAGUUUUCCCGGGUGAUCCCACCAACGAUUUAUGUGCGGAGCAUCCAAGAAGAGCACUUUGAUCUGGUGAGACAAUGUAUAAAUGUGGAACAGCUUUAUUUUUCUGUCGUGUAUAAUUCUACUUUUUGAUUUCCAAAGGUGAUUCUGUCAUGGAUGAUCGUUUGCAUUGGGAAUUCCAUAUCAGCUACUGCAACUAUUUUUUUUCAUAUUUUUCAAUUAUGAUAUCCACUAAUCUUUUUGGCGGA